Messenger RNA from Fusarium odoratissimum NRRL 54006, 3221 nucleotides. RefSeq lists its product as uncharacterized. The record is from RefSeq and is a predicted model, not a curated record. Lineage: Eukaryota; Fungi; Ascomycota; Sordariomycetes; Hypocreales; Nectriaceae. Bases 1605 to 2231 code for a protein of 208 amino acids. The transcript is spliced from 2 exons.
AGUUGUGUUUCGGCCUGACUGGGCAUUGGAUCCAAUGUCAAGAUGGGCAUUUUCAGAGAAACAAAGUGUCCAUUGUGUGUAGAGGUAUGGAUGUAAUGGAGGGUGUGGCAAGCUGAGAGGUACCCAACUGCCCUGUAAGGUACAGUAAGUACAUUGGAUGUGCGGAGGUUACGUAGGAGAGUACGACUAUUAUAAAUUAAGUUUAGGUUGAGAUGGAUGGACGGAGGAAGGAGAACCAACCUCACCUUACCCUUUGCCUUACCUUACCUCUGGUCCUUCCAGUUACCUCCUUCUUCUACCUACUUUCUUACUGAUUGACCACUUUUUCGCCUCAACCUUGACCCAUGACUUCCCAUCUAUUAUUGCUUCUUUGGAGCGUUACAAUUUGAGGGAAGGUAGGUACUAAUACUCUCGGUAUUCCUGCCUUUUGCCCGGAAAUAUAAUACCUGCCCAGACCCUUCCUGCUUCAAACAUAUCCUACCUAUUUUUCUCUACCUGUUGUUCACUGCAUCCCCUUGUGUCUAUCUGUUUGUGAUUGAUAUCAACACAACCUAAGAAAGACAGGCCAACUACCGAAGCCCCAUCGCGUGCCUACUCUAUUUUUAUUCAUAUUUUUAUCACAUCCUCCGUUGGCACUUUGUAUUUCUUCUCCCUCUUCAAUUACCCAGCCAUUGUAUACAAACAAUAUACCUACCCACCUAUCUACCCUGGCCUAGCCUUUGCGAUUGCCCUCUACUGUCAUUCUGUCAACCUCCACCAAACAUCUUGCAUACAAUGGUUGUUUGCCCGAUCAGCAAGUCUCUUACUGCAUGAACUACUUCUAUCCCAGAAAUCUUAUCAUACUUUUUACAUACCAUCUCAACAAGCACAUCAGGUCCAGAUUCACACAUCGUUGGUGUGUUUUGACUACCUUAGCAUCUGACUUGAGCCAGCAAAUAUACCUACCUACCUUAUAUAUCGACGUAUUGGAGGCACAACACAGUACAAAUCAAGUCAAGUCCAAAUAUCACCGUGCGACACCCGCCUAGCUCGUCGUCCUCGGCCUCAUUAAUUGUCGACUUACACCGGGCCCAUACAACCCACUCAACGCUGAACCCCGGUGCUUCGACCGGCCAAUCACCAUCUCAGGACUUCUAGCUCAUCUCUAUUCUUUGACUAUCCUACCUAUCUCAGAUUACACUACGCGCCCCAUCAAAGUCAUAUCCGCCUUCUCGUCAUUACUUCCAUUGGUGGGACUCUCUCUAGUCUCUGCCAGUCCAGACUUAUACUGCCGAUCCUCUCGUGGGCCCUCCUGUUUCAACGCAAUUCAAUUCAACGAAUUGGUGCCAAGUGAACUCAGGUACCCGCUAUCGGGUCAUCUUCUUCUUCUGGACCCUGAAGUUCUUGUGAGGGCUAGGAUUUGGUGUUUCUGAGGACCGACCUUUUUCAGUGUGAGGUAGUUUGGCUACGAGAGACAGUCGCUCUUAAGCUACGUCUUUGACGCUUCAUCUUCUGCAACCAUCACGGAUCUGAGCCCCCCUGAAUUUUAUCACUUCUCAAGGCUGCAGCGAAACGGGUACCUUACUCUCAUACCAGUCAUAAAACAACUCCUACAUUCAGCCACUAUGUCAACACAGUUUCCAGUCUUCCAACAAGACCAGUUUGACAUUUUCGAAUGGCAUCCCAAGUUCCUGUCUUGCCUUCGGUACUUUAUCGACCAUGCUCAGUAUAGCCCAGCAGUUCAAACUGUCGCUGCCUGCGUCAACAUUCUCCUCCCUUUCCAGAAAGGAAAUCUACAUCCCCUAACGCCGACACGCAAUGGGCCCCCUUCAUCUUCAUCUUCCUCCAGAGCGUCAGUUUCUGGAAGUCUACCCCUGGGAUCUACCUCGAUCACUCUCAUUCCUUACAUUCGCCGUCUCAUAGUGACAGGUUUCGAUACGCCUGCAGUUCUCCAUGGAUUCUUUGGUGACGAUUGGGUGCUUGGCAUUGGACGGGUUCACGAAAGUGAGCGCAGAAACUACAUGUUUGCCGCCAAGAGCGAUAACUGGCUGAGAGUCAAAACUCAAUAUGAUAUGGAUGAUGGGCAAACAGUCCCAUUUCUGAGACCGCUACAGAACGUUACCGAGGAAGAGAUACAGGCCGCUGAAUCCAACUGGAGCGAAUGGCUUGCAAUGCAAGACUGGAUGCUUGGGCCGAGGGCUCCGCCGGAUCUCAGCGAGCAUUUUGUCACGGUUAAGAAGGAACGCGACUGAUCAUAUGAGGAGUGUUUAGAAGCACAUAUCCUACAAAUGGCUCAUGGUAGAAGGCAGCCGCUCCGGGCAUACGAUAGACGGACCUGAUGCGACGCUGAAACCAGCAUAUGGAAUGAAACUCAUCAUUCAAGGAAGAAAGCAAGUAGAUAGUUGAAUUACUUUGAUUAAGGGGCAAGGUAGGGAAUCAGCACCUGCACUUCCACCCUUGCUAGCAUAGCGAUGUCAAUUCACUGUUUUUUGGACAUUUCUCACAUGCUGACCCUCUUAAGUCCACUGUCAUCUUUCAUUCCUUGCGCCAGAGUUACAUAAACUCCGCAUCUAUCUGUGUUGAGUUGGUUCGGUAUAUACAGUAGCAUCAGCCCGGCAAUCACUGAUCCUGACCGACCCAAGAUCAAGGUGGAAAAGCCCAGCACUGGCCGGUUGAACGCCCCACGAAAGCUCAAAUACCCCCCUUUUCCUUUUCAUCUUCAGGUAGUAAAACAAAAGUCCAGGCCCCUAUUCUCCGUCGACUUUAUAAGAUAGAACGGAACUGCGAAAGCAGCGCAAAGCAUUCCCCCACUAUACGUGAGUAUCUUCAUCCCCAAAACCCUUAUGGGUUGACCAAGUGAGCUUUCUCUGAGCCAUGAGUACCACAUCCCAAUUUCUCUCCCAACGCCAUGAUGGGAAAUGGAUCCCGACCCAAUGUACAUUUUACGUCUUUGUGCUUUCAGGGAUAGUGUGCCCAAAGACGGUGUGGUGUCAAUAGUAGUAGGAUAAUGCAUGAGCUGAAAACAUGACGAAAAAAGACUCGCGAAGAAACAAAAUUUAAAGGUAUUAUAGUAGUGUCAGUUGAGGAAGCCCUUGCAGGCCGCUGUGCCGCAGAGGCAAGGAAUGCGGUCUAAGCUGCCGAUCUCACGCUCAAACUUGUAAUCGUACGUCAACUCCUCGCCUGUAUGUUUGUUAGCAUUGUGUCGAUGGCUACGGUCAAGGGGGAAUACGUACUCAUGGCAA